AUGGUGAAGCGCCAGUUGCAACCUCUAAUGAUGCUAUUAGACAAAAAUAAUAUAAAAGCAAUAUUUGCCAUGGAGCCAAAAAGUCGCAAAAAAGUCCCGAAGGAAAAGAGCCUUGGGUUUAUUGAGUACAUAAAUCCAGAUUAUAAGGAAGAUACUAAUGGACUGGAUCCCAAAAAAUAUGUGAAAGAGAUCGCUCAGAAGAAGGGUCAAAAGCUCAAAAAGCAGGCAGGUGCAGCUAACACCAUAAUAAUAGGCGCUGACACCGUCGUCGCCAUCGGUAGCAAAAUACUUUCAAAACCAAAAGAUGACGAGAAUGCAAUGACUAUACUAAAAAGACUAUCAGGCGAUAAAAAUGUGGUCGUAACUGGGUUAGUAAUGUUGUUCCCUAAACGUCCUGAUUUAUUUUACUCUGGGAAAACCAUCGUGGAGUUCGGGAAGCUGACUGACGUGCAGAUGCGCUAUUAUGUGAAGAGUGGUGAAGCCAAGACCAUCGGAGGCUACGCAAUUCAAGGUCUGGCCGGUACCUUCAUAAAAGGCAUCGAAGGAGACUACUUCAGCGUCCUGGGUGCGCCUGUUGAUGAGAUCUGUGAAGAAUAG
Messenger RNA from Achroia grisella, 597 nucleotides. RefSeq names its product dTTP/UTP pyrophosphatase-like. The transcript has 4 exons. NCBI's taxonomy places the organism in Eukaryota, Metazoa, Arthropoda, Insecta, Lepidoptera, Pyralidae. Bases 1 to 597 code for a protein of 198 amino acids. The record is from RefSeq and is a predicted model, not a curated record. Gene Ontology annotation, molecular function: nucleoside triphosphate diphosphatase activity.